AUGAGUGGUUUCAUUAAAAGGCUAGUAGGAAAAAUGAAAACCGUUUCAGCAGGUAAUUCAAUCGGCAACAAGAUGGACUCAGUUUACGUAAACUGGACCAAGGAACAACUAAUACGGAGGAUAGCUGAGUUAGAAAAUGCAAACAAGCAGCAUCCUGAUGAGCCACAGCACACUGAAGAAAAUAAGAAGCGCAAACUUCCACGGAAAGAGGUCAUCAAAACCAAGACCAAAAUAGCCCAGAAGAAGUUUGACUUUUCUAGACAUAAUACCAGACUCAUCGCGCUAAGAUUUGCCUAUUUAGGCUGGAAUUACAAUGGGUUAGCUAUUCAAAAAGAAUACACACCUUUACCCACAGUGGAGGGUAUCAUUUUGGAGGCCAUGAAUAAAUGUAAACUUGUUCCAUCACUGGUUUUACAAGAGUAUAAAUUCAGUAGAUGUGGUAGAACAGAUAAAGGCGUGAGCGCAAUGAACCAAGUCAUAUCUUUGAAAGUUCGUUCCAAUUUGACAAAUGAGGAACAACUUGAUUCGGCCAACGAUUGCAGGGAAAUAUCGUAUGUUCGUGUUUUAAAUCAAUUAUUGCCUGACGACAUCCGUAUAUCAGCUGUCUGCCUGAGACCUCCACCUGAUUUCGAUGCAAGAUUCAGCUGCGUUCAUCGACACUAUAAGUAUGUUUUUAAUGGGAAGAACCUUAAUAUUGAUAAAAUGUCUAAAGCGGCAUCAUAUUUUCUUGGAGAGAAUGACUUUAGAAACUUUUGUAAACUUGAUGGCUCAAAACAAAUCACCAACUUUAAGCGGACAAUGCUAAGCUCAAAAAUUCUUCCUCUUUCUGACACUUUCUACUGUUUUGAUUUGAUUGGCUCGGCAUUCUUAUGGCACCAAGUUCGUUGCAUGAUGGCCAUUCUUUUCUUAGCUGGUCAAGAACUUGAGGAGCCAGAAAUGGUCUUGCGCCUGCUUGAUAUUGAAAAAACACCUCAAAGGCCAAUUUAUGAUAUGGCAGAUGAUAUCCCACUAUUGUUAUAUGACUGUGAGUUUCCCCAACUAGAAUGGCAAGAAACUGCUGUAGAUGACUGUAAAUCAAUUAGGGUCACAACAGCGACUGAGGCGUUGACAUUACACUACGGGCUAAAAGCCAUGGUUAGCAACAUUUUUAAAGAUGUCCUGCCCACAGCAGAUACUAACAAUUUCACAAAGACAAUUAUCAACUUGGGUGAUGGAAAGGGAAAGAUAGUUGGAAAUUAUGUAAAAUUGAAGGAUAGAAGCGUGAUGGAAUCUGUCGAAGCUGUUAAUGACAAAUAUUCUAAAAGAAGAAGUAAAAAAACUAAAUAG
Molecule: messenger RNA, 1326 nt
Organism: Saccharomyces kudriavzevii IFO 1802
Lineage: Eukaryota; Fungi; Ascomycota; Saccharomycetes; Saccharomycetales; Saccharomycetaceae
Gene: DEG1
Product: pseudouridine synthase DEG1
Exons: 1
Coding region: 1-1326 (441 amino acids)
Biological process (GO): tRNA pseudouridine synthesis; mRNA pseudouridine synthesis
Cellular component (GO): cytoplasm; nucleus
Molecular function (GO): pseudouridine synthase activity; RNA binding
Source: RefSeq, a predicted model, not a curated record